CUAAUAAUAAUCUUCACGGCAGGUUCAGUUUUAAUCGCCCGCAGACGUGGCUUUCUCCGUCCAUCAACGGUAAGGGCGGGCAGCAUCAGCUCAUCCAUAAGUAGCCAGCCUGUGGGGAACCUUUGAGGCAGCCGGAAAAAAAAAAAGACAAUGGCGUCGUCCAGCCACCGAGCAGAAUCUUCACCCAGCUCACUGCGUGAUGGUCACAAUAGGCCCUACGACCGCCAUCACCUCAUUGCCAACAGCUCGAGUUCAAUAUCGAUAGACAGCGAGGAGAAAUGGGAUGAUGACGGGUUUUAUCACGGUCGAGAGAAGGAUGAUGCCAUUGAACUCGAAGCCCUUAAUCGCCGACGUGAUGAUGAAAACGAUGAUGACGACAAUGAUGGGGCUCACGAUUGCACCAGCAGUCUCAGCAGCCCUAAGGCAUUAUACACGGUCCAUGAGGAAAAGGCCAUCGUGCGCAAAUUCGAUCGUCAUUUGGUCCUUCUUAUAGCUUUAAUGUACUUGCUGGCGUUUCUGGAUCGGUCGAAUAUCGGCAACGCGCGCAUCGCCGGCAUGGACGUCGACCUCCAAACGUCCCCGCCGCGAGACGAUUGGUACACCUGGGCAAUACAGGCCUUCUACGUGUCCUAUAUCGGCUUUGAGUGGAUGUCGCUCCUCUGGCACGUAAUCCCGCCUCACAUUUACGCAUCUAUGCUCGUACUCUCCUGGGGCGUCGUCGCCUCGCUGCAGGCGGUGGCCCCUUCGUACCCUUUCUUGAUCGUCUUGAGAGCAUUGCUCGGUGCCGGCGAGGCUGGGUUCACUGGCAUCCCGCUCUAUCUUUGCAUGUUCUUCAAGAGAGAUGAGCUUGCAUUCAGAACGGCCAUCUUUGUGUCGGCUGCUCCGCUGGCCACCUCAUUCGCCUCCACUCUCGCCUGGCUCAUCCUCAAGGUCGGAGAGGCCAGCCCCAUCACUCCAUGGCGCCUCCUCUUUCUCGUCGAAGGCUUUCCAUCCGUCAUUGUCGCCGUCAUCGCCUGGCGCAUCGUUCCAGACUCACCACACACGGCAUCAUACCUCACAUCACACGAGAAGAGAAUCGCCAGGCUCCGUCUCACGACCCAGCACCAAUCUCACUCAAGCACAGUCACAGGGCACUGGCUGAAAAUCAGAGAAGUCCUUGCCGUCUGCACCGACCCGAUCGCCAUCAUCCCGGCCAUAAUGUUCUUCCUCACCAACAUGGCAUACUCGUCUCUCCCCGUGUUCCUGCCCACCAUACUCGAGGAGUCGAUGGGUCACGAUAGACUACGCGCCCAGGCCCUCUCGGCCCCUCCCUACCUCGUGUCCUUCUUCUUCGUCCUCGCCACGGCGAAACUAUCCGACUCGAUGCGAUCGCGCAGUGCCUUUCUGGUCCCCUUUGCGUUGGCGUCUGCCCUCGGCUACGCGACCCUCGCCCUCUCGGAGCACGUCCUCCGGCUCGAGCCCGCCAGCGCCCUGCGCUACCUGGCCGUCUACCCGGCCGCCGCCGGCUUCUUCUGCGUCGCCGUGCUAAUCGUUGUCUGGAACGUCAACAACCAGCCCAGCCGGUCACGACGUGGCGCCGGCUUUGCCAUGAUGCAGAUUUUCGGUCAGUGCGGCCCCCUGCUUGGCGCGCGCCUGUACCCCAGGUCCCAGUCCCCGUUUUACACGCAGGGCAUGGCUGUCUGCGCCACGGCCAUGCUUGGGGUCGCCGCGCUCGCCCUCUUGCAGCGUUGGGUUCUCGUGCGGAGGAACCGCGCCUUGGAUGCCCGUCGCGGCUACAGGGACCAUGGCGGUCGUGGCGGGGACGUCCCCGGUGCCGAUGCAGGCUUCCGCUUCAUGGUCUAGAACAACACUUUUAGUACCUUGACAGAUAGAAAAAAGGUUCCUCGGGUUUUAUUGAUCUUGUUCCCCACGAAAACCCAAGGUAAACCUUGGUCAGAAUAGACGUGCUGGUGUUACCCUUGUCUCGGGUACACAAAAAAAUACACGACCCGUACGCAGGGAUGGAUGUCUUGUCUUCUGGGUCUUCUUGAUAUUCUUUGGUCUCACGCGAAAUUCCUUCUCUGUAAGACUUGGCAUGCUGCUGCAACGGCCAGAUGUCUGACAUGCGUAUAUCCGUUUUCGUCCGGCGACACAAAAAGUCUAGAUCCGCAUCCAGCCCAAAGCCCGGCAGCUAUUCCGACACAAAGCCCCAGGUGUGGUUGCACAUCUGAGCAGCCAGGGUCUUCUCUCGAAUAGGUCGAGAUUGUAUCGAAGGUCCAGCCUUUGGCUGAGCGGGAUCAUACCCACAUAAUUACCUAGGUACGCAAAGUGUAGUGUAGCCUAGAGAUACAGAUUAUCAAUGCAUGUUCUCCACGAGCGUCCAAC
This is a messenger RNA of Pyricularia oryzae 70-15, 2364 nucleotides long. RefSeq lists its product as uncharacterized. The record is from RefSeq and is a predicted model, not a curated record. The transcript is spliced from 3 exons. The coding region runs from base 151 to 1842 and encodes 563 amino acids. Gene Ontology annotation, cellular component: membrane. NCBI's taxonomy places the organism in Eukaryota, Fungi, Ascomycota, Sordariomycetes, Magnaporthales, Pyriculariaceae. Gene Ontology annotation, molecular function: transmembrane transporter activity. Gene Ontology annotation, biological process: transmembrane transport.